UCCGAACGGCCGGCCGGCCGGCGGUGUCAAACCCGGAGGAAGCAGGAACACUGGUGCUUUAUGGUUUGUAUUGGAACUCACGCCGGACUCCAGGGAACGGGGAACAGAGUCCUCUGGUACAGCAGCGGUGAUUUGUCACUACGACGGCCGGGACUGGACCCCCCCCACACACACAGACACACAACAGCGCGAGCGGGACCGUUGGUCAGAGGCGGAAACUUGGCGGGCGUGUGGCCGCAGAGAGGCAGGACCAGCGGGGGAAGGGGCGAAGAUGGAGACCCCAGUGUGAACCGCUGAGUUGAGUUUGGACAGAGCUCAGGAAACCCUCCGAAACCAUGACCCUCAGCCUCUCAGCCAACAGACGCAUCGCCGCCUGCCUGCUGGUCAACCUGCUCUCCUCCAUCUGCAUCGUCUUCAUCAACAAAUGGAUCUACGUGCGCUACGGCUUCCCCAACAUGACUCUGACCCUGGUCCACUUUGUGGUCACCUGGCUGGGACUGUACACCUGCCAGAAAAUGGACAUUUUCUGCCCCAAGAGCCUCCCCCUGCGCCGGAUCGUGUGGCUGGCCCUCAGCUUCUGCGGCUUUGUGGCCUUCACCAACCUCUCCCUGCAGAACAACUCCAUAGGGACCUACCAGCUGGCCAAGGCCAUGACCACCCCGGUCAUCAUCCUCAUCCAGACAACGUACUACAAGAAGACCUUCUCCACCAAGAUUAAGCUGACCCUGGUGCCCAUCACGCUGGGGGUGAUCUUAAACUCCUACUACGACGUGCGCUUCAACCUGCGGGGGACGGUGUUCGCCGCGUUGGGGGUUCUGGUGACCUCGCUUUACCAGGUGUGGGUGGGGGCCAAACAACACGAGCUCCAGGUGAACUCCAUGCAGCUGCUGUAUUAUCAGGCUCCGCUGUCGUCAGGCUUCCUGCUCAGCAUCAUCCCCCUGUUUGAGCCGCUGACUGGAGACGGAGGAAUAUUUGGACCGUGGUCUCUGCCUGCUCUGGUGACGGUGCUGUUCUCUGGCGUGGUGGCGUUCCUGGUCAACCUGUCCAUUUACUGGAUCAUCGGAACGACCUCGGCUGUCACCUAUAACAUGUUUGGUCAUUUUAAGUUCUGCAUCACCCUGAUUGGAGGAUAUUUGCUCUUCCACGACCCGCUGUCUCUGAACCAGGCUCUGGGGAUCCUCUGCACCCUGGCGGGCAUCUUGUCCUACACUCACUUCAAGCUGUUCGAGCAGGAGGAGGGGAAGAGCCGUCUGGCUCAGAGACCGUAGGCGGCCUGAGCUGUCCAGCAGCUGCACAGACUUCUGCCACUGGCCACUCACCUUGUGACCGCACGCAGAAACCUCUUUACGUGUUUUCUAUUUUUACCGGAAUGAUGUCUUUUAGUGGAAGUAAUAAUCCUAUCGUUGUUCUGCUUUUCAUGCUCCUUCCCGUGGUUCUUCAGAAACUCUGGUGUCGAAGUCUGAAGCUCAUCACCCCAGUGGCUGGACUCUAAGACGCUGAGAGGAAGGGAGUUUUCACUCAGUUAAACUGAAUAUAAAAGAAGAGCGCAUAAACAACUUUAAUUGUCGCUCAGAAACAGACUUAUCCUCAAAUCUUCCUUCAACAAGCUGUCUCAUAAUGAACAGAUGCUGAAAGACCUUCGAAAGAUGAAACCAAACUUUCUUGAUUUUGCCUACAGGACAAAAUUCAUAUGAUAAUAGUGAAGUGUUUGGUCUCAUUAUUUCAGAUUUUUGUACUCAAACCAACUUUAGACUUGAAGAAAAAUAUUCACAUUUGCGAUCACAGACAAUCUCUGAGAUUGUUUGGAGAGAAAGGGCUGAAUCUAAACUUAAUCAUACCUGAUUAAGGGCAACAUUUCAAAUUCUCCCAUCAAAGUAUUUCCCAUCAACAGCCAGUAUUUUACUUUAUGAGCCAGAAUACAAAUGACACUUCCAACAUCCUGCAGAUGAUCUGAUGGGAAAACCAGAAGGGGGGGGGGUAAACAUUUGCUGUUAUUGUUGUUUACAUCACUUUUUUUUAAUGAAGAUGUGACACCAGCUGCUGUAGUGGCAAAACUCUGCAGGCCUAAUAAAUGCGGAGCUGCUCGUCAAACUUUUUUCUCCAAUGGGACAGAAUCAUCAUCAGAUCCAUUCGGCAGCCUUAAGCUUCUCAAAGUCGGAUUUAAAUUGAAAUAAGCUCACCGCCCCUCAGAGGGAAAAUCACCAUGAACCAAUCAAGCCGGUUUGAUUGUGAUCGAUACACUACAAAAAUUUUGAUUUGUCCUCAUCAAACAAAUGUUUUUUUUAUUACUCUGUGAUUUUAUAGUUUUUUUUUUCAUGUCUUCAGCAUUUCAGUUUUUAAUUGUUUUAUUCAUCUGCUGUCAUUGUAUUGAUUUGUAUCAUUUUUUAGUCCAUUUGGAAAUUUACUCAUUUCUUUUUGAGAACCCUUUUUGAUUUUGCAUACGAUUGUAAAGUCUACAAUUAAAAGUACCCACUGUAACCUUUUAGAAAUAAAAUAAGAAUAUGUUUAAAUAAUUCAAGAAGAUAUGCUUUUAAUACACUUGAUUCAUCUCAGUCUAAAUUAAUUGUGUAUUUUGAGGUUUCAGUUUCAGAAAUCUGGUGUUAAAUUUUGAAUUUCUCCAAGGUCCUGGAAACUCACAAGAAAAACAUGCAAUUCUUGAUCGUUUUUAUCCAAGUGGUGCUUUU
Molecule: messenger RNA, 2684 nt
Organism: Menidia menidia (Atlantic silverside)
Lineage: Eukaryota; Metazoa; Chordata; Actinopteri; Atheriniformes; Atherinopsidae
Source: the annotation of a GenBank genome assembly